UGACGCAGUUUUCCCGCCGUGACCUUUUCUCCUGUCAGCAGCUUUCAUUGAGUAAAGCCGUUAUCUGGCUCAUCCACAAAUGAAACAUGGGUUUCUUAAAACAAUUAGACGUCGAAAAUUUUAAGUCCUGGCGAGGAAAACAAACUAUCGGCCCUUUUAAAAGGUUUAAUUGCAUAAUUGGCACUAAUGGAUCAGGCAAAUCUAAUGUCAUGGAUGCUCUUGGAUUUGUGAUGGGAGAGAGAGCAGUAAAUCUUCGUGUCAGACACACAAGAGAUCUCAUCCAUGGUGCCCACAUCGGCAAACCCUCGUCCACCUUCGCCAGCGUGAGCAUGAUAUACUGUGGAGACAAUGAUGAAGAAAUUAUCUUCACCAGGCGCAUUUCAGGGGAAUCUUCUGAGUAUCGUGUGAAUGGUAGACAGGUCACUUUGGCAAAGUACACUGGAGAGCUGGAGAAGAUUGGCAUCGUGGUGAAAGCAAAGAAUUGUCUGGUGUAUCAGGGUGCUGUUGAGUCAAUUGCCAUGAUGAAUUCUAAAGAACGAACAAAGAUGUUUGAACGAAUCAGCAGCUCUGGAGAGCUGAGCGCUGAGUAUGAUGCCAAGCUGGUGGCCCUGCAGAAAGCCAAAGAGGACACCCAGUUCCACUUUAACAGGAAGAAAGCAGCUACAGCUGAGAAGAAACAAGUCUUCAAAGAUAAAACUGAGGCGGAAAAAUAUCAGGCGCUGGUGGAUGAACUCAGAGAAAACAAACUCCAGCUGAACCUCUUUCAGCUUUUCCACAAUGAGAAAAAGAUAGACGCACAGUCAGAAUCACUGCGGGUCGUGCAGGAUGCUGCAGCACAGCAGAAGAACAGCCUGGACGUCUAUGAACAAUCUGUGAAGGCUCAGAAGAAAGAACAUGGGCGCGUGAAUCGAGAACUUCAGCAGUUGGAGAAGGAGAUCAGAUCUCAGGAGCAGAUUCUCAAUCAGCAGAGGCCUCAGUACAUCAAAGCUAAAGUGAACACCUCCCAUCACGAGCAAAAAGUGGAAGAGGCCUGCAUAUCGCUUCAGAAGAACCAAAGUCAGAAAGCCAAAAAGGAGCAGGAGCUGCAGGAGUUAAGGAGCGAGCUGGCUGAGCUGGAGAUGACCUGGAAGACCUCCGAGAGACUGAUGGAGGAAGAGGCGGCUCAACGAGGAGAUGGAGUGCAGCUAGAGGAGAGCCAGAUGGAGCGGUACAAGGAACUCAAAGAGCUGGCCAGGAAGAAGGGAGCCGUUCUUAACCAAAGUGCAGAGAAGCUGCACUGGGAGGUAAAAGCCGACUGCGAGAAGCUUCAGUUUGACCUGAGGAGGAAAAGUGAGAUACAGGCAAAUAUUAAACACUCUCAGACUCGUUUGGAAGAUUUCAGCAGAAGGGCAGAGAAGCUGGAGGACUUUGUCAACACUACUAGGAAAGGUGUUGAGGAGCAGCAGCAGCAGGAGGAGCAGUUGACAGAGGAGCUGGCGAGGGGCCGGGUGAGAAUGGAGGAGGUGAAUGAGGAGCUUGCCCAGGUGCUGACCAAGCUGCAAAACGCUCGUCUAGACAGCCAAGAGAACCGACGACAGCAGAGACGCGAUGAGGUCCUGGAAAGCCUCAGGAGACUUUAUCCUGAUACAGUGUAUGGCCGACUAGUGGAUUUGUGCCAGCCCAUCCACAAGAAAUACCAGGUCGCUGUCACCAAGGUGUUUGGCAAGAAUAUGAACGCUAUUGUUGUCACAUCUGCCAAAGUGGCUCAUGACUGCAUCCGAUUUCUAAAAGAAGAAAGAGCCGAACCAGAGACAUUCCUUCCUAUUGACUAUAUAGAUGUGCGGCCUCUAAAUGAGCGUCUGAGGGAAGUGCAGGGAGCCAAGUUGGUGGUGGAUGUAGUUCAGUGUGCUCAAAGUGCCCCUCUGCUUAAGAGAGUGAUCCAAUAUGUGUGUGGGAACUCGUUGGUGUGUGAAACGCUGAAAGAUGCCCGUCGCAUUGCCUUUGAUGGCCCUGAGCGCCUUCAGACGGUGGCUCUUGAUGGCACCUUGUUUCGCAAGUCUGGAGUGAUUUCAGGAGGCUCCUUAGACCUGCGCAGUAAAGCUCGACGCUGGGAGGAAAAGGAUAUGAACAAGCUGAAGGAAGAGAAGGAUCAACUGUCAUCUGAGUUGCGUGCCCUGAUGAAGCUGAAGCGUAAGGAAGUGGAUCUAAAACAGAUCAGGGCUCAGUCUCAGGGAAACCAGACUCGCCUCAAAUACUCCAACUCAGAACUGGACUCCAUCAGCAAGAAGAGCAUCCCAGCUUGCCAGGCUGAGAUUUCCAAACUCAGAAGUGAGCUCUCCAACCUUGAGGCCCAGAUUGAGAUACAGACUGAGAGUGUAGAACUAAAGGAUAAUGAGAUGAAGGCCGUCAGAAACAAAAUUAAUCAGUUGGAGGAUGUUGUGUUUGCGGACUUCUGCACAGAGAUUGGUGUGGUUAAUAUCCGUGAGUAUGAGCAGGAUUAUCUCCGAAUGCAGCAGGAGCUCGAGAAGAAGCGCCUGCAGUUUGAGUCCCAGCAUACACGUCUAAGUACCCAGAUAGAGUAUGAACAGGCUCAGCUGGAGAAACUUGUCAAACAGAUGAAGAAGAUAGAAGAGACCAUAAGAAAAGAGGAGAACGUUGUUAUCAGCUUGAAAGAGGUGGAAGACAGACUUUUGAUAGCUGUGGAGGAGACGCAAUCAAAUCUCAUCGAGCUGAACAACCAGCUGUCAGAAAAGACAACUGUAGUUAAAAAUGCCAAGACAGAGCUUGACAAGACUCUUAAAGGCCUCCAGGAGAAAUCCAAGGUGCUAAUGAAGCUUCAGAAAGAAACUAUUUGCACUGAGGCUGCUCUGGAACAGCUGCGACUGAGCAAACACAACCUGCUGCUGGGCUGUAAGAUAGACGGCCUCCCGUUGACACUGAUCUCUGGAGCAAUAGAUGACAUCAGUGACAUACAGGUGCAAACAGAGGAGUCUCAGAGCAUCAGUACUCUGGACAUUUAUGAACGAGAGGCGCAGAUGGUGUUUGAUUAUUCAACACUGGACAGUGGCCUUAAGACCCUCACUGAAGAGAGUGAAGUGGAAGCUGAGUUGGAGAAGCUCAAAGAGGGCGUUUCCUCUUUGGAGUCUAUGAUCAUGAUGUCCAGAGCUCCCAACCUGAAAGCUCUAGAGAAGAUCAGAGAGGUGAAGGACAGCUUUCGAGAAGUCAUGGAUGCAUUUGAGACCAGCACACACACCACUAAGAAAUGCAGUCAGGAGUUUGAGCAAGUGAAGUCCAAACGCUUCCAUCUCUUCAGUCAGUGCUUUGAACACGUGUCUGUGGUCAUUGACCAGAUCUACAAGAAACUCUGCAGGAACACCAGCGCUCAGGCUAUUCUUAGUGCUGAGAAUCCAAAUGAGCCCUACCUGGAUGGCAUCAACUAUAACUGUGUGGCUCCUGGGAAACGUUUCAUGGCCAUGGACAACCUGUCAGGUGGAGAGAAGGCCAUCGCCGCUCUCGCUUUGGUCUUUGCCAUUCACAGCUUUCGCCCUGCCCCGUUUGUGCUGGAUGAGGUGGAUGCUGCCCUGGACAACACGAAUAUCGGCAAGGUUACAGGAUUUUUCCGGAUGAUGUCCAGAGAGAGCUGCCAGAUCAUUGUGAUCUCCCUGAAGGAGGAGUUCUACUCGCGGGCCGAUGCUCUUCUUGGAGUCUAUUCAAUGUUUGAUGAAUGCAUGUUUAGCCGUCUGCUCACCCUGGACCUCACACCUUACCCACUCAAUGAGGAGAAUGCCACAGACAGAGAGAAGGACAAAUGAUGGGUGGACGGCUGACAAUGAAAGAUAAAUUAUUCAUUGUUAAAAUCAUUUAAAACAUCUAAAAGUUUGAAUGUGGAACUGUUCAGUUUAAUUACCUAAAGAUCUCCUCAUUCUCAUUUAACAGGUUUGAGCUGUUUUUACUUUGUUUUUGUAUUGACAUUUGAAUAUUUAAGAGGUUGUUCUGUGAUGCAACUUGUUAUGUUAAAGCAGUUUUAUGUGUUAUUGUUAAAUGCCAGUUUACAUUUGUUCAAUGUGGAAAGUGAUUUUAAUACAGUUUUACUGUUUGC
This is a messenger RNA of Carassius auratus (goldfish), 4078 nucleotides long. Its product is annotated as structural maintenance of chromosomes protein 1B-like. Gene Ontology annotation, biological process: sister chromatid cohesion. Lineage: Eukaryota; Metazoa; Chordata; Actinopteri; Cypriniformes; Cyprinidae. Gene Ontology annotation, molecular function: protein binding; ATP hydrolysis activity; DNA binding. The record is from RefSeq and is a predicted model, not a curated record. Gene Ontology annotation, cellular component: nucleus; meiotic cohesin complex; chromosome.